GUGUACAUGUGUUAUGUAUAUGUUGGCGCCCUCUAUCGGUUUCAAUGUAUUUCCAUGCUCAAUUGAGAGAGUAAAAAAAACAAUGGCGAUGACAGUCAGUAUUUCAUGGCAUAUCGUUCAAGCGAAGUACGAGCAGUGCUUUAUUCCUGUUGUUUCAGUUGCCUGUAAAGGAUGCCUUCUGCCGCGAGUGUUAAAGUAGACAAACCACCAACUACCAACAUUUUAGCUAACAAUGCUGUCGCUGCUAAUAAAGAAGCGGCUGCACAAAGCGAAAAUGUUGACAAUAGUUCACCCGUACGACAAAUCUCUCUAAUAAUCGAGCAUAAAAUUCGAAAUUUGGAAAAACGCAAGAGCAAGCUUGAAUCAUAUCGGGAUUUGGAGAAAACCGGCAAGGAUUUGAGCGCUGACAAGAAAAUUGCUAUUUUGAAGUACGAUGAGGUGGCAAUGACACUUGAAUUUGCUCGAGAAUUUUCGAAGCAAAUCGAUAAAGUUAUCAUCUCAUCGGAAAAGGAUCUAAAAAAGAAGCAGAAAAAGGAUGAAUCACUUAAAAAGCAAAAUGAAACAUCGAAAAUCCGUGAAGUAUUAAUCAUUCAAGACAUUUUAAACGUGCUAAAGGACGAAUCGGUACGCAAUGAAUUUUUGGCUGGUACAAAUGGAGCCUGUAAGCUUGAGGAAAGCGACUUUGAGCUGCUCGAUUCAUUUGCAACAAAGAUUCUUCCGAAACGUUCAACCGAACCUGGCGGCAUAUCGUACAAAAACUCAUGCCAAAAAGCCGCUGACCUUCUUUCAUUGACUAUUGAUGGGAAGCAGAAAGAGUUUGAAGCAUCUACCACCUAUGCCAACGUCAAAGCCAUUUUGAAAAACAUCCAAAAGUCCGCUUACUUUGAGAAGCUCAACCAACCUCAACAGCCACCUGAAAAUAAUACCGAAUUGCAAGAUGAGAAUUCUUCUGAGCAAAGUGGUGACGUGAAAACCGAUGUUGAUGAAGUGAAUGCUGCCACCACUCCAGAAGAAGUAAUCGUCAAUGUCACAACUAAUGUGAAUAUUGAUGCUGCAACGGUGAACACCCAAGGUGAAAGCGGAACGGUUGAUUUUCAAGAAGCUCCAUGUGCAUCUGCUGUGCCUGUGCCGACAUUCACACCUCAACAACCGCACACUGUGUCACCACCUGGAAUCAAUGCACACUCUGCGCCACCAAAUCUCAAAACACUUCCUCAAGUUCCAGUGGCAGCCGGUGGUGGUUCGAUUCCAUUGUCGCAAGUUCCACCCAGUCAUCAAAUCCAUACUGGACAUGUUCAGCCGACAACUGUACGGGCCGUAGAGAGUGCAUAUUUCAAACAACAUCAGUAUAUUCAACAGAUGGCCCGUCCGUUAGCUGAAGUCUUGGGAACAGGAAAUUUCUUUUUCCUGCAGGAUUCGGAAUUAGAUUCUCCAGAAGUACCGAACAAUAUGACGCCACAUCAAAAUACGGAACGACCACCUGUUCACCACCAAAUUGGGCAACCACCUCAACAACCAACUCUAGAUUCCCUUCCGCAAUCCAACAUUAACCCAACCACUCAACUGCCACUGCAGCGACCUGAGGUUCCAACAACUCAACACCAAAUGCAUACCCAACCAUCGCAGGCACAUCAAAAUCAACAGGUAAAUGCGACCUAUUGGAAAUCCCCUGGGGUGAGUGGCAUCGAUACGAAAUCGGUUGGUGCAUCGGUUGUUGAAGCAAAAACAACUGGUGUCGCGGCCACAUUCAACAAUCAGUCAUUUCCAUUGAUCCACAAUCCACAGUCUUCGUUCGCAAAUGUUGUUCCACCAACGCCCCAACAGCAUCAUCCACAACAACAGGUACAUAUACCAGGAUUUGCAACCCCAAAUGCUCCGAUUCCGAUCCCAGCUCAACUGCCCACGUUGCAGCAAUCGGUUCCGCAGCAAACAACGUCGCCAAAUGCUAAUCAGAUGCUGGUGCAACAAUCUCAGCCAUUCGUAACGGCAUCGAAAUUUGUGAAUCAAACAACCCUUUCAACCCAUCAAAACAUUACCGAAAAUAACACACACGAUUUGCACGCUAACACUGCCGAUAUCAAAGAAAACGAGUGGAAAUCCGACGAUAUCCCGCAUGUUACAUCCAAACUGAACAACACCUCAUUGGACCACUCUCACAAAACGGACCUGAAAGCCACUAUUAGCAAUGGAAAUAAUGCUUGGCGCGACUCGUACACGACAGGCACGAACAAAAAUUCGCAGGAGAGCAACGAAUGGAACGGUGUGCCGAACGAAAAUGGACAAGAUGAUUCGAACACAUGGGCGGGAGGUAACUCAAACCAGCGGUACCAGUACCGUCAAGGUCCGGGAAAUUAUCGUUCAUCGGCAUCAAAAUCAUCAUUCUCCAAAAACGCUACAAGCAACUAUCGUGGUCGCUCGAAUGGUUCUUACAACAAUGGAAACAAUUCGGGAAAUGGAGUUGGAAAUUCGCGAGGUUCGACCAAUGGUAACGGCAGUUCCUCUUCAUUCUAUCGGAACAACGACAACAAUACGUUUUAUCAAAACGGAUCACGUACCGAUAAAUCGUCGGACAACAACAAAAGUGGAGGUGGCGCUGGCGGUGGCGGUUCAGAUGUAAAGAAUUUCUCAGCUAACAGAUACCGCGGCAAUCCGCAACGGAACAGCAACAAUGCGAAUAUCCAAAGUUCGAACAAUAAAAAGAAUUUCAAUUUCGUACGCUAAAAAUUCGCUUGCAAAAUGCUCGAGUGUCGUUCGAAAUAGGCAUCAAAUGGAAAGAGAAAAAACACCUAUCAAGUACACACAAACACAACAACAAGGCGAAUCCAAACAACAAAUGAAAAAACAAAAAAAAAACAAAAAAAUGAUCAUUAAAAUUCCAAAUUUUUAAUUCUCCAAUCAUCUUCUGAUUAUUGAUCACAUUGAAACAAAAGCAUCUCCACACACUUAAGAAAAAACAAAUAUGAAAAAAAUACACACAUAUAUUCGAAAUUUAUUUAAUAAAAAUUGCAAAAAAAACAAAUAGAACAAAA
Molecule: messenger RNA, 3029 nt
Organism: Sitodiplosis mosellana (orange wheat blossom midge)
Lineage: Eukaryota; Metazoa; Arthropoda; Insecta; Diptera; Cecidomyiidae
Gene: Capr
Product: caprin homolog
Exons: 10
Coding region: 172-2721 (849 amino acids)
Cellular component (GO): cytoplasm
Molecular function (GO): RNA binding
Source: RefSeq, a predicted model, not a curated record